AUGAAGGGCUCUUUUAAACAGAAGGAAGCUCUAGCUGAGAUCUUUGCUUAGGUCAAAAAUGUAGAGGAGCAAAUUUUUGGCGUCAUAUUAGAAAUAUUAAGAAAGUAAAAAGUGUAAGACUGCAUUGGAUUUCUAUCAGAAAUUGGGAAUCAAAGUCAAUUAGAAUUAUAAAUUUUACUACAAGGAGAGAAUUUAAAACAAUGGGAUAAGGAAUAAAAACUGUCUGUUAUUGGAAAUGACAUUAAAUAAAUUACAGAUGUCUUAAAAAAAUUACAAGAUCAUGACUUUAAUUACAAAGACUUUUCCUCUGAAGAAAAUGAAGAAUCUACAUUAAGCCUUGUUAACAGCAUCAAGGAUAAUAGAAGAAUAAUUUAAUUUCUGUAAUUUCUAGUUCAUCUUACAUCCAUUGAUGAAACUCUAAUAUAGGGUGGGUCUAAUUCAUUACAUUUAUUAGUUUAGAUGAAGGUAGACCUUAGAAUCCAAAAUUUUGAAAACAUAAAAAUUUAAAAUAGUUCUUUAAUGGGAGCUAAUUUUGUUAGGUGCAAUUUAAGUGGUUCUUAAUUUAAUAAUAUCAACAUAUGUGGAAUAAACCUGAAUGGAGCAUUAUUAUUUAAUUGUAAAUGGAAAGACUUAAGAAUCCAUGAAUUGAAUAAAUUAAAUGGUCAUACUAAUCCUGUAGCUUCAGUUUGUUUCUCUCCUGAUGGAAAUACAUUAGCUUCUGGUAGUCUAGAUAAGUCGAUCCGUCUUUGGGAUGUCAAAACAGGAUAAUAAAAAGCCAAAUUAGAUGGUCAUACUCAUUAUGUCUGGUCAGUCUGUUUCUCUCCUGAUGGAAACACAUUAGCAUCCUGUGAUGAUUAGACUGUCUUUUUAUGGGAUUCUAAAGCAAGAAAGUAAAAAGUUAAAUUAUUUGAUCCUAAUUAACGAAUCACCUAAGUCAGCAUCUCUCCUGAUGGAGCUACAUUAGCAUUUUGUAGUAUUCUAAAUCCUAUCUGUCUAUGGGAUGUCAAAACAGGAUAAAAAAAAGCAUAAUUAGAUGGUAAUUGUGGAACUGUCAACUCACUCUGUUUCUCUCCUGAUGGAAAUACAUUAGCUUCUGGUAAUGAUUAUCACUCUAUCCAUCUAUGGGAAGUCAUAACAGGAUAAUAAAAAGCCAAAUUAGAUGGUCAUUAGGGAAUUGUCUUCUCAGUCUGUUUCUCUCCUGAUGGAUAUACAUUAGCCUCUGGUAGUAGUGAUAAGUCUAUCCGUCUUUGGGAUGUCAAAACAGGAUAAUAAAAAGCCAAAUUAGAUGGUCAUAGUGAUUUUGUCAAAUCAGUUUGUAUUUCACCUGAUGGAAACACAUUAGCUUCUGGUAGUAUAGAUAAGUCUGUCCGUCUUUGGGAUGUCAAAACAGGAUAAUAAAAAGCCAAAUUAGAUGGUCAUACUCAUUAUGUCUUCUCAGUCUGUUUCUCUCCUGAUGGAUAUACAUUAGCUUCUGGUAGUUAUGAUAACUCUAUCCGUCUUUGGGUUGUCAAAACAGGAUAAUAAAAAGCCGAAUCGGAUGGUCAUAGUGGAAUUGCAAACUCAGUCUGUUUCUCUCCUGAUGGAAAUACAUUAGCCUCUGGUAGUAGUGAUAAGUCCAUCCGUCUUUGGGAUGUCAAAACAGGAUAAUAAAAAGCCAAAUUAGAUGGUCAUACUCAUUAUGUCUUGUCGGUCUGUUUCUCUCCUGAUGGAAACACAUUAGCUUCUGGUAGUUAUGAUCAUUCUAUCCGUCUUUGGGAUGUCAAAACAGGAUAAUAAAAAGCCAAAAUAGAUGGUCAUACUAGUGGUAUCUUAUCAGUCUGUUUCUCUCCUGAUGGAAAUACAUUAGCUUCUGGUAGUCAUUAUAGCUCUAUCCGUCUUUGGGAUGUCAAAACUGGAUAUUAAAAAGCCAAAUUAGAUGGUCAUAGUGGAAGUGCAAACUCAGUCUGUUUCUCUCCUGAUGGAAAUACAUUAGCUUCUGGUAAUGAUGAUAACUCUAUCCGUCUUUGGGAUGUCAAAACAGGAUAAUAAAAAGCCAAAAUAGAUGGUCAUACUAAUGGUAUCUUAUCAGUCUGUUUCUCUCCUGAUGGAAAUACAUUAGCUUCUGGUACUUAUGAUAAGUUUAUAAGUCUAUGGGAUGUCAAAACAGGAUAGUAAAAAGCUAAAUUGAAUGGGCAUACUAAUGGUAUCUUAUCAGUCUGUUUCUCUCCUGAUGGAAAUACAUUAGCUUCUGGUAGUUAUGAUAACUCUAUCCGUCUUUGGGAUGUCAAAACAGGAUAAUAAAAAGCCAAAUUAGAUGGUCAUAGUGGAAGUGCAAACUCAGUCUGUUUCUCUCCUGAUGGAAAUACAUUAGCUUCUGGUAAUGAUGAUAACUCUAUCCGUCUUUGGGAUGUCAAAACAGGAUAAUAAAAAGCCGAAUCGGAUGGUCAUAGUGGAAGUGCAAACUCAGUCUGUUUCUCUCCUGAUGGAAAUACAUUAGCCUUUGGUAGUAGUCAUAAGUCUAUCCGUCUUUGGGAUGUCAAAACAGGAUAAGAAUAUAAAUCCUAUGAUAAAAAUUACAAAGAUCUUUUAAUAUAAUUUAAGAUUCCACUACAAUAAAAUAGUCCUAUAUCAGAAGGUAAUAUUAUUAAUUUUAUCUUUUUAGUCUCCAAUUACAUUACUACACUCUUUAUAUCCUAAUCCACAAUAUACUAAGCAUAAGGAGCUCUAAUUCUCAAAGGAGAAUUCAUCAGUCAUCAUGGCAUUGAUUUAAGACCCUUUUUUAAAUCCAAAGGAAGUUGCAUUUUAGAAGAUUUAUAGUGA
Paramecium primaurelia is the source of this 2799-nucleotide messenger RNA. The record is from the annotation of a GenBank genome assembly. Lineage: Eukaryota; Ciliophora; Oligohymenophorea; Peniculida; Parameciidae.